AACGCUUUGCGAAGUAGACGUGUGUGUUGUGUGUAGUGAGAAGAAAAUAUUUAAUAUUUCACAUUAAUAUUUUUCUCUAUAUAAUUUUAAUUAAUAUUGUGUAAACUAAAAUAUAAAAAUUAAAGAAAAAGUGUGUUUUCCCUAAAACAAUUAGAUAAUAGACCACACAAAUUUGCAUUGUUUAUUUCAUAACAAUCUUUAAGCAGAAAAAAGUGGGUGCUCCGCUGGACAACUACAAGAAAAAAAGUACACAACUAAUAAAUUUUCAUUGUGUUUGCAGUUGUUCUAAAAGAAAACAGCAUAUUGUUAACAAAAAAAUAUUUGAUUGUUAUUUAUAGCUUUAAAAGCCAAUAAAAUUAAACAAAUGUAUUUUUAUAUAUAAAAAAACAAAUUGUGUUAAAAUACAAUAUAAUAAGUACCCCAUACAAAUAGUUUUCUUUUUCUGGUGAAAAAAAAAGAAACCAAUAAGAAACAAGUUGCUUGCCAGCAAUAUGUGGCAUAAUUUAGUAGCCGUGCUGCUGCUAGCAAUUAUUCUAACAACAAAUGUAAAUGCUGAUUCCUACAGCGAUUACUUUUCGGAUUAUGAAUGCAACACACCGUUAAUGGAGAGAGCCGUGCUAACGGCUACCUCUGCACUCAAUGAUCGUGGUCCCGAAAAAGCUCGUUUAAAUGCUGGUACAUCGUGGUCUGCUAAACAUUCGGAUUUUGAUCAACGUUUAAUAAUCGAUUUGGGUAGUGUUAAAAAUGUAACACAUAUUGCUCUGCAGGGAAGACCACAUAGUAAUGAGUUUGUUACAGAAUAUGCCAUAAGUUAUGGUAUAACAGAUUUAGAAUUUGCCGAUUAUAAAGAACCGGGUGGCAAUAUAAAGGUAAUUCGGCAUGGACACCUGUUGAAAAUACUUACAAUCACUUUUUAACCAUUGAUUUGGGUUAUAAAAGCACUACCCGUAAAAUUGCCACUAUGGGACGUCCACUAACCAAUGAAUAUGUUACCGAAUAUAUUGUACAAUAUUCUGAUGAUGGUGAAUAUUGGCGUUCCUAUGUUAAUCCAUCUAGUGAG
Molecule: messenger RNA, 1060 nt
Organism: Lucilia sericata (common green bottle fly)
Lineage: Eukaryota; Metazoa; Arthropoda; Insecta; Diptera; Calliphoridae
Product: neurexin-4-like
Exons: 4
Coding region: 492-917 (141 amino acids)
Source: RefSeq, a predicted model, not a curated record